Molecule: messenger RNA, 808 nt
Organism: Hyla sarda
Lineage: Eukaryota; Metazoa; Chordata; Amphibia; Anura; Hylidae
Gene: MRPL43
Product: mitochondrial ribosomal protein L43
Exons: 3
Coding region: 154-621 (155 amino acids)
Biological process (GO): mitochondrial translation
Cellular component (GO): mitochondrial large ribosomal subunit
Molecular function (GO): structural constituent of ribosome
Source: RefSeq, a predicted model, not a curated record
UCCGCCGUCUUCACUGAUCUGAACGUCUGGCAAGCUCCUCCCCUUCCCUUCUAGGCCGGUCAUGUGACAAUGAUGUCACGUCUCACUUAGUCCUCCCUAGUGUGGCAUGCUCUGGGUCACCCCUGGCAGGCUGGAGGUUAGAGGGUGUUGAGGAUGACAGCAAGGGGCACUGCCAGCCGCUUCCUGCAGAGUGUGCUGCACAAUGGAGUGGGGAGAUAUGUGUGCCAGCUCAAGAGGCUCACCCUGAUCUUCAGUAAGGACGCGCAGCCCUCCCGGGGAGCCAGAGAGUUUAUUGAAGAGAAAGUAGUUGACUUUGCUAAGCAGAAUCCUGGUGUUGUUGUGUAUAUCAGCCCCAAGCCAUGCAGAGUACCCAAAGUGGUGGGAGAAUAUUUGAAUGGACACAUAAGAGAAGUAGAAAUCAACAGCAAGACUGCUGAAGAAAUAGCAGAGCUUAUACAGAAAAUGGCCCGCCAGUCUGGUCUGGAUAUCAUCCGUAUUCGCAAACCUUAUCACACUGACAACCCGAGCAUUCAGGGACAGUGGCACCCAUUCACCAACAAGUCAACCUGUAUUAAUGUACAGUCUUUUGAUGCUGUCAGCAAACAGACGGGAUCUCCAUGAAAGUCUAAAUUCCAGAAUGUGGUGCUUUCUACUAGAUAAAUUGCAGUCUAUAAGACUCACUUCUUAGUGCACUUAUUUACAGUAAUUUAAGUCUGGAGAUUUAUGAUCAACUUCCUUGUAUAAUAGAUGGAAAAUGUUUGAAUUAAAUUGCUUUUGAUAAAUAAAUAUUUUGUUAUAUUAAUGUUAA